Molecule: messenger RNA, 992 nt
Organism: Argentina anserina (silverweed cinquefoil)
Lineage: Eukaryota; Viridiplantae; Streptophyta; Magnoliopsida; Rosales; Rosaceae
Product: serine/threonine-protein phosphatase PP1-like
Exons: 3
Coding region: 1-906 (301 amino acids)
Cellular component (GO): cytoplasm; nucleus
Molecular function (GO): protein serine/threonine phosphatase activity
Source: RefSeq, a predicted model, not a curated record
AUGGAAGGAUUGGAUGCCCUGAUUCAGAGAUUACUGGAAGGAAAGGUAAACAGAGGCAAACGGAUACCUCUAGUAGAGGCCGAAGUCCGCCAACUUUGCAUCACUGCUAAAGAAGUUUUUCUCAGGCAACCUCUUCUUCUUGAACUGGCAGCUCCCAUCAAUGUUUGCGGUGAUAUACAUGGUCAAUAUCAUGAUCUCUUGCGGCUGUUUGAGUUAGGUGGAUUUCCGCCGGAUGCAAAUUACGUGUUUCUUGGAGACUAUGUAGACAGAGGAAAACAGAGCAUAGAGACAAUAUGCCUUCUCCUUGCUUACAAGAUCAGAUAUCCAGACAAUUUUUUCCUCCUCCGAGGGAACCAUGAAUGUGCUUCCAUCAACAGAAUCUAUGGAUUCUACGAUGAGUGUAAGCGUAGGUUCAGCGUCCGGUUAUGGAAGGUCUUCACAGAAUGCUUCAAUUGUUUGCCUGUCGCGGCGGUCAUUGAUGACAAGAUCUUCUGCAUGCAUGGUGGCCUAUCUCCUGAGUUGGAAAGCUUGGACAAGCUCAGAGCUAUAGAGAGGCCGGUUGACGUGCCGGACCAGGGACUAUUAUGUGACAUUCUUUGGUCAGAUCCAGAUAGAGACAUUAAAGGGUGGGGUGAGAAUGAUAGGGGUGUUUCGUAUACUUUUGGACCUGAUAGGGUAGCUGAAUUCUUGAUGAAACAUGAUAUGGAUCUCAUAUGCCGCGCUCACCAGGUUGUUGAAGAUGGUUACGAAUUCUUUGCAGAAAGGCAGCUGGUUACCAUAUUUUCUGCACCAAACUAUUGCGGAGAGUUCAACAACGCAGGUGCCUUAAUGAGAGUGGAUAAGAGUUUGCUUUGCUCAUUUCAGCUAGUGAAACCUUGGAGAGGGAAAGGUGCAGUAGAAUAUUGACUCUCAUGUUAUCGGAUUUGCGGUGGUGAUGAAGAAAAAGAAAUUUAGAAUGGAGAAAGAAAGAAAACCAGCAUCAAAGGAGUGGA